CCCGAAGGUGGGGUAGUAGUUUAUAAUCAUGGCGGACCCGCUGAGCUUGCUCAGACAAUAUAAUGUUAAUAAAAAAGAAAUAAUUGAACGUGAAAAUCAAAUUAUUUUCGGUGAAUUCUCCUGGCCGAAAAAUGUUAAAACUAACUAUUUGACUUAUGGAUCUGGUAAAGAAGGAACACCAAAGGAAUAUUAUACUCUUGAGUGCCUUCUCUUUUUACUGAAACAUGUACAACUUACACAUCCUGUAUAUGUGCGACAAGCUGCUGCAGAAAAUAUACCAGUUGUUCGACGACCAGAUAGAAAAGAUUUAUUGGCUUAUCUCAAUGGUGAAACUGCUACAUCAGCCGCCAUAGAUAAAUCUGCUCCUUUAGAAAUCCCUACUCAAGUUAAAAGAACAGCUGAAGAUGGAUUGGAAAGUGGUUCUUCUAAAAAACCUCGUUUUGAGGACACACAUGUUCAAAAAGUUAAGGAGCAACUUGCUGCUAGACUGGAUGCUCCAAAAGAAGCUUCUGUUACAGUAGACAAUAUUAAAUCUCUUUCUGAAGCCAUGUCUGUAGAAAAAAUUGCAGCUAUCAAGGCUAAACGUUUAGCUAAAAAACGUACCACAAUUAAAGAAAAUGAUGAUAUUGGAAUGGGAUCUGAUUUACGUGUUAUAUUGAUGGAUGUUGAUGAUACAAAAGAUAUAGUUUCUAGGGAAAGGCAAUGGAGAACACGUGCGACUAUUUUACAAAGUAGUGGAAAAAUAUUUGCAAAAAAUAUAUUUGCAAUUCUUCAGAGUAUCAAAGCCCGCGAAGAAGGUAGACAAAAAGGUCCUACUGCACCUACACCAAUGGUUACUCCACGUUCCACACCAAUGCGUCCUUUACCACAGCCAGCAGUUUACAAUCGUUAUGAUCAAGAAAGAUUUAUCAGACAAAAAGAAGAAACAGAAGGAUUUAAAAUCGAUACUAUGGGUACAUAUCAUGGUAUGACUCUAAAGUCUGUAACAGAAGGUACCAAUCCAGCGGUUAGAAAACCACCAAGUAAUCCUUCCGCGACUCCUAAUUCUGGUUUGCUGCCAACAUCCGCUGCAAAACUUACUCCACAACAAGCAGCGCAAAAUAAACGGCCUAGUAGAACUCCUAUUAUUAUCAUUCCAAGUGCAAAUACAUCACUUAUCACAAUGUAUAAUGCAAAAGAUAUAUUGCAAGAUCUGAAAUAUGUUAGUAAUGAAGAAAAACGUACACAGGGCUGUAAACGAGAAAAUGAGGUCCUUUUGCAACGUAGAAAAGAAGGAGGACUCACUGUACCAUAUAGAGUAGUAGAUAAUCCACAAAAACUUACAAACGCAGAUUGGGAAAGAGUCGUCGCGGUAUUUGUAAUGGGUCCUGCUUGGCAAUUUAAAGGUUGGCCUUUUGAUGGCAAUCCUGUUGAAAUCUUUUCAAAAAUUUGUGCAUUUCAUCUGAAAUACGAUGAAAUGAGAUUAGAUGCAAAUGUAGCACGUUGGGCAGUAACAGUGAUUGAACUAAGUAGGACAAAAAGACAUUUGGAUCGGGCAGCAUUAAUGGUAUUCUGGGAACAUCUUGAUAAACACAUGAUUAAAAACAAACCACAUCUUCGAUUUUAAACUUGAUUAAGAAGAAUGCAAGUUAUCAUUGAUUUGGGUGCACGAUUUUCGUUGAAAGAUUAUAAAAUAAAACAUUGUAUAUACUACCGAGCAAAUUAAUAUGUAAUUCAAAAAAAUACGAAAAUUAAUAUGAACCCUCAUUUAAAGAAGUUUAAGAGCACUAAUUAUGAGAAUUUGGCAACAAUUAUGACUAAUUCUUGUUCUUCUAAAAUAAACUAAAGAUAUAUUCGAGAAACUGGAAUAUAUAAC
Messenger RNA from Apis dorsata (giant honeybee), 1855 nucleotides. RefSeq names its product parafibromin (gene hyx). Gene Ontology annotation, biological process: positive regulation of transcription elongation by RNA polymerase II; transcription elongation by RNA polymerase II. The record is from RefSeq and is a predicted model, not a curated record. The transcript is spliced from 4 exons. The coding region runs from base 29 to 1606 and encodes 525 amino acids. Lineage: Eukaryota; Metazoa; Arthropoda; Insecta; Hymenoptera; Apidae. Gene Ontology annotation, molecular function: RNA polymerase II complex binding. Gene Ontology annotation, cellular component: Cdc73/Paf1 complex.